AGCCAAUAAAUCAUAGGUGAUAAUAACAAUGCGUCCCAGUGUGUGUCGUGAUCAGCUGAUGGCGGCCGCGGCUCGGGCAUAACAGCUGCCUGGGAUUGCCGCCAUUAGCUUUCACUGCCACUCUGCCCUAACGGUGGCUCCUUCACCGCAUCUUGCACCACACAGGCACAGGCUGGCACUGGCGCCGUCACCGUCAGUGUGCUGCGGUGAUCGGCUGAUGGGCUCCGUAAGGCUCAUCAGGAGGCUGGCUGUUAUCCAAUGGUGAAGGCUGUGUGUGUGUCUGUGUGUGUGUGUGUGUGUCUGUCCUUCAUAUCAGGCAUGCUGUGACGGGUUUUGAGCAAGAGUUGGUGUGGAAGGUAAAAUGGCAGAAGCAAGUAAUACUGUUAUCAGGAUUCCACUUGCCCGGAUGGCAGUGGUGACAGUGCUAAUGCCGUUAGGAGCAUUCCUGACCUGCAUUUAUCUGUCUCUGCGUUACAACUUUGAUUUAUCAACAGCUACUCACUGUGGAGUACCAAACUACCUGCCGUCCAUCUCGUCGGCCAUUGGGGAGUUUGUGCCGCAGCGGUACAUCUGGAGGUUUGCCAUUGCUGUGCACUCCGCCCCGCGCUUCCUGCUGGCCUUCAUGUACUACAGCUUCAUGAACAGAAUACUGCCAAAUAUUACAUUCUACAAAAAUGCUGUCAAGAUCACCACUUGUCUCAAUGUGGUUGAAAAUAUUGCCCUCAUCUUCCUUUCUUUUGUUUCCUCAAAAGAAAAUUAUGACAUCCACAAGGUCUCUUUCAUCCUGUUCAUGGUGUGCAGUGAGCUGUACAUGGUCCUGACCUGUCUCCUGUUGAAAGAUAACAAGAGUAAACUAACAAACAGUCUUGAACGCUUGGCAUACUUAAAGAAGAAACAACUCAUGACUGCUAACUUAACCAGCUUCUUUGUGGCACUGUACUUCUUCUACCGACACAACAAGUACUGUGAACCAGGCAUGUACUCUGUGUUUGCUUUCAUGGAAUACUUGGUUGUGCUGACCAACAUGGGUUUCCACAUGACUGCCUACUACGACUUCCACCACCACGAUUUGGUGGUCGCUGAGUGGAAGACAGCAAGCAGUUGACAAUCAGUGUGAGGAGCGAGAUAACAUAACAGUUGAUAUCCACAUCUGAUUGGUACUCUGUGGGACACACUGCCAGGCUGCUAUGGUCAGGAACGCUGCUUACUUAUUCAUACUAAACUCUCAGAUAUUAGCGUCCCCUCCACUAACACCUUUGUCACUUGGUGUUGCCAGUGUGUGAAUUGCAAGGUGAGAACUGCCUGCCAUCUUCUGAUCUCAAACAAAUCCUGCCAUUCUGCCCUGCUCUCCUGCUGACUCGUACUGACUGGGAAGUGUCGUGUCUUGGAUAGGUGUUGACUAGGGCAGAGUGGCUCACCACAGGCCACUCACACACUGGCACCAAUAAGUGGUCUAUGUGGAGAUGGAGGGGACUGUGCGUAUAUUUUUUAAUGGACUGUGGUACACGAAACAUCUGGAGCUUUGAAUUGACUAGGAAUAUUUGACUAAGGAUUGUUAAUUGGAUUUGCAAACUCAUUUAUCAUUUCUUUUUUCAUCUUUAACAAGUAGAAAAAGAUUAAUGAAGAAGAGUUCAAUGAUAUGCUGAAGUAAAUGACCACACUAAUGUAAUGGCCAAUGCUAAUCACUUAUUGCUCUCUUAAAAAAGUAAAAAAUGAAUAAAUUAAUGGAAUGCAGAUGUAGUUUUUAGUAGUUUCUGGUAGAACAUAGACAACACAUUACAAAGUAUGUACAACGGCAAUGUAGACAAUUCCCUUCACUCGGCGGGAAGCUGCUACAUCCUCACUGACCACACAGACGACCUCCUUAGGGUCACAUGGCAUUUAAUUAGAAGAGUAAGUCAUAGAAUUCCAAGUACAGUAUAUGUCAUAGUGGAAAGUAAUGUUUGAGCUCAGCAUCCAGUAGGUGUUCACCCGCGCGUGUCAGAACCCUUCCUUGCGUUCCCAAAGCUUCUGUUAGCUGUUAGCACCACACCCACCACCAUCACCUGACCACCACCAUCACCACCACCCAACUAGCCCUUCAUUAGUGUCCUGUGGAGACUGUCAGAUAAACAUACAGGAAGAAGUCUUUUCUGCAGUUAAAUUUAACUCUCAGAUAACAAUUAGAAAAUAUUAGAAAACUUUUUAUUUUUUAUGUAUUUCUUUUUGAAUGGGAAAAGUCUUUUCCUGUAUGUGUGUGGUUUGUGCACCUUAUUGCUCAAUUACCAGCAUUUUGGUUUGCUUUUAUGAGCAGCGUACGUUGUUUGCCUCCUGAUUCAGUUCAGAACCUUGCUUGUGCAGUGACUGUUGCAUUGAGUUGUAAUAUUAAUUCAACACAAAACUGCUCUACAUGUUGAAUUUGUUUGUGUUUAUUUGUGUUUUGAAGUAGAGCAAAGUACAACAUACAUGCAUUCCUUACUUGACUGACCUCAUCAUUGUGAACACCAGUGUAAUACCUGGCCCUGGCUGGCACUCCGGUGUUCACCAUUCUGUUGUGUGUUGUGUUGACAUGGCCUCACUGAUGCUGCUGCCCCUGCCACCCUUGUCAGUUGUCACCCCCACCGGGCAGUGUGUUAUGCUGUGCCUUGCCAACCACCCCUCUGUUCCUUAUCCUGUACACUGUGACAAAGGGGCUGUUAAGUCAAUAACUUGUCCAGUGAAGUGUUUUUUGCUGUAAUAUAGCGUAUGGCUGUUCCCUGAAGCCUCAAGCCUCAAGCAUCAAGCCAGCAAUGGGACAUGGCAGUGGCAGGACAGUGGCAAGCUUUGCCUCAGGCCUUGCCUGAUACAGUUUUGCCUUGCCCUCUCUCCAUCAUUGUGGUGCCUUUAUAACUGAUGAAGCAAAAUAACAUUCACAAAUUGCCUUUUACCUUGUUUCCAGGAAGUAAUUUUCAAAUUGUUAUUGUUCUAAUGAUAUACAGUAAUUGUUUAUGAGAAAUUUAUCACCUUAAUAUUUCUAGAGUGGACUGAGCCACAUAAGGUACAUACACUGGGCAGGAAGGCAGCUUUCAAAUACAAAGGUCAAUGAGCAGAAUGAAUUAGUCUUACCACUUAAAAUGAUUCAAGUGUUGGUUCUCCAUCAGAGAAACAGCUGCUAUGCUGAAAAAGCUUAUUGUUGCUUUGAUUUGUCUUGCAUAUAUUGAUGUUAAUGCUAGAAAAUGAACGCAUCAAGAACAUUUGGUAUUGAGGCAGAGGUGCACCCUGUUAUGUUAUGUUGUUCCUCACGAGACCGUUCCUUAGAUACUUAAGGCAGAAAGCUUUACCUUAGGUUGUAAUUUAUUGCCAUUGUAGAUAUGAAGUGAUAUUAAGUUAUACCUGUGACUUAUGUUGGAUGACUGUUGAUAUUAGGUAAUGUUAUUAUUAGAAAGUGUAAGUUACAAAUAUACUGUUGUUGACUGAGAAUGAAA
This is a messenger RNA of Portunus trituberculatus (swimming crab), 3443 nucleotides long. Its product is annotated as post-GPI attachment to proteins factor 2-like. NCBI's taxonomy places the organism in Eukaryota, Metazoa, Arthropoda, Malacostraca, Decapoda, Portunidae. The record is from RefSeq and is a predicted model, not a curated record. Gene Ontology annotation, biological process: GPI anchor biosynthetic process. The coding region runs from base 362 to 1105 and encodes 247 amino acids. Gene Ontology annotation, cellular component: endoplasmic reticulum membrane; Golgi membrane. The transcript is spliced from 7 exons.